This is a messenger RNA of Neofelis nebulosa (Clouded leopard), 976 nucleotides long. RefSeq lists its product as uncharacterized. NCBI's taxonomy places the organism in Eukaryota, Metazoa, Chordata, Mammalia, Carnivora, Felidae. The record is from RefSeq and is a predicted model, not a curated record. Bases 227 to 976 code for a protein of 249 amino acids. The transcript is spliced from 3 exons.
UUUCUCCAGAGCACAUUUGCUCCCUACAGAACGCGAUCACAAUCCUAUCAACUCCUGGUCCACCAGGGGGAGCACUUCACCAGCACAAAACAAACCUUCCCCAAAGGAAGUCACCGAAGGCGCCGCUUCCUCUCAACUCACGCAGCUUGACGACGACCCGGAUUUUUAUCGGUUCUCCGAGCUGUGGCACUCACAUACCUAACACUGAUUUCCCACGUCCAGCCUCAUGCUGGAAAUAACUUCGUCCCUGCUUCCACACCGGCUUUCUGUGGGCCAGACCGGCAGAUGGAUCAAACUACUGAUUCUGUACGUAUUCAAGCGCAGGAGUGAAAUCAGGCACCCGAUCGUUAAUGUGGCGUGUAAGUGCGCGUGUGUUUGUGAGAGGGAAACAGACGACACACUCCCACAGGUCCUGAAGCCAGGCAUCUACCACCGCUUGCUGAUUCUACCAGGCCCUUCGGCAAGGCCUUUGGCCGGAGCCCUGUGGCUGGGAAGGAAAACAGCUGUCAGAGAAAGGACCAGUGUUGAUGGUAAGCCGUCUGUGCACAAGCUCAGACUUCACCCCCAGCCUGUCCAAACAAAACAGCUGUGGGCUCAGCGGACCUGUGUACGGAUCGAAACCCCCAAACCUGCUGAGAAAAAAAAGAGCAUCACAAUAGUCUUCCAAUGGCUUCAAAAUUCAUGGAAGGCAUCGUCCUUGGGGAACCAAGUUUUACUUUUCCUAAGGGCUUGUUCCUUGGGCUCCUUAUCCUCAGCCUCCUUCCAGGCCCUUCUGUGUCUUCCUCUGCUAAUAGCCUCCCUGCCGCGGAAGGUGCGGGCUCUGGGAUCCACGGCUUUGGCGUCACGUGGGAAUUGGUUGGCAAUGCAGAACUUCAGGCCAUAUCCCAGACCCCCCCUGAGUCAGCAUCUGCCUUUUCACAAAACCCCUUGGGGUUUGGAGUGGUUCAAGUGCGUCCCUACCCAGUCUCAAGGAUGA